AACAGUUAGGUAAUAUUCUUGUGACGUUCGUGUUAUCAGUCACAUUACCUAAAAACUAACUGACUGCACAGUGAAAUGUUUACUUUAAAACAUGUAUUCGUAUUUUGUAUACUCUGCAUUAUCGUGAAAAUAUGCCGUUCGGCAAUGCAAACAUUUCAGGUAGAACAGAUCUUUUACAAUAAAGUCGUGUUGGAUAAUCUUCUAACAGAAUACGGCCAUUCAUCGUCUGCUCUAUGUUCUGUUAUUUGUCAGCAAGAAAGUUGCAAGUGUUUCGGUUUCAACUCAAUAACUCAAAUGUGUCGAGACCAUGCAUUUUGUAGACCAGAUAAUACAUUGGUUGAAGAAUCAGGAUGGAAAUAUUACAGAUCUCGAGCAGAAUGGAAUUCUUUCAUGAAUUCUGAGUACUUGCUGGGGUUAGAAGCAGCAACGUGGAAUAAUGCUCAAUUGGAUCGCUCUGUAAGGGGAGCUAAACUAGUUGAAAUAGAAUCGCCUGAAGAAGACGUCUACAUUCGUACCCUUGCAAAUAAUUUGACAGAAACCGUUUGGUUGGGAGGCACCGAUGUUGCUGAAGAGGGAAAAUGGGUGUGGCAGUCUACUGGCACCAUCUUCUCCUACAGCGCCUGGAAUGGAGGACAACCAAAUAACUACCAGAACCAGGAUUGCCUCUGCCUUUAUCGACCAUACGGCCUAACUUGGUGUGACGAGAGUUGUGCAGCAAGUUAUCAAUACAUCUGCGAAAGAGAGUUAUUUACAAACUGAUAGAAUUGACAAUAUUUACCAGUUGGUCAUGUUGUAAUUUUAAGGAAUUUGUUCCUAAAAAAAAAUAAUUAUGAGGUACGUCUUAAACAGUUUAGUCAGAAAUCGGUUUCAGGUUCCCAAAACUGUAUAUAUUUGAAUUUCUUAGUAACUAUUUAUAACUAAUACACAUUUUUAACGC
Molecule: messenger RNA, 937 nt
Organism: Magallana angulata
Lineage: Eukaryota; Metazoa; Mollusca; Bivalvia; Ostreida; Ostreidae
Product: perlucin-like protein
Exons: 4
Coding region: 76-759 (227 amino acids)
Biological process (GO): biological process involved in interspecies interaction between organisms
Cellular component (GO): external side of plasma membrane
Molecular function (GO): carbohydrate binding
Source: RefSeq, a predicted model, not a curated record